AGGGGUAAGGGGAAGCUACAAAGUUUGAACUCACAAAAUGAACAAAGGUCCGGCAUAAGCCUUAGAUACCCGUCUCCAUCUAUCUGUUGUACCUAACUGCAAUGCAUGUAGCCAGACACAUAUAACUCCAAUAUUGAAUAGCAUUUUAAUACUGCAUGCUAUUAUUGCUACCAAAAUAGCUACAGUUAUAGGUCCUUGUGUAUGUUGAGAAACUGAUGGAAAUCCAGAAUGUGCCCGGGGACUGGAUCUUGGUCAAGGACAUCAGGAAGCCAGAAAUAUAUGAGUGGAAUAAUGCUCUGGUGGCAAUGCAGAGUGCUCUGCAGAUGGAGAUGGACAUGAAGCGGAGUCUGCUGGAUCUAAACAAGCUCUCUACUCAGCACACUGACACUCAUCUGCGUGACUUCUUGGAGAGCCAUUACAUGGAUGAGCAAGUGAAGAUGACCAAGAAGCUUGGAAAUCAUGUCAACAAUCUGAAGAGAUUGAGAGCCCCUGAGAAUGACCUGGGAGAGUACAUGUUUAACAAGCUGUCCCUGGAGUGAACAGGUGGAGGUGUAGGUUGAAGCUUUUUCUGAAUUGGUAAGUUCCUAUUUGGCUCUGUACAAAGCAGCGAAAUGCUAAUAAACUAUUUAUUAAUGUAUGAAAAAUAUCAUCAAAAAAAGGGCGGCAUGGUGGCGCAGAGGUAGAGUUGCUGCCUUACAGCACCAGAGCCCCAGGUCCCAGGUUCAAACAUGACCACGGGUGCUGUCUGUAAGGAGUUUGUAUGUUCUCCCCAUGCCCUGCGUGGGUUUUCUUCAAAAUCUUCGGUUUCCUCUCACACUCCAAAGACGUACAUGUUUGUAGGUUAAUUGGCUCAGUAUAAAUGUAAAUUGUCC
Messenger RNA from Leucoraja erinaceus (little skate), 872 nucleotides. Its product is annotated as ferritin heavy chain, oocyte isoform-like. Gene Ontology annotation, biological process: intracellular iron ion homeostasis; iron ion transport. The record is from RefSeq and is a predicted model, not a curated record. Gene Ontology annotation, cellular component: cytoplasm. The coding region runs from base 216 to 539 and encodes 107 amino acids. NCBI's taxonomy places the organism in Eukaryota, Metazoa, Chordata, Chondrichthyes, Rajiformes, Rajidae. Gene Ontology annotation, molecular function: ferric iron binding; ferrous iron binding. The transcript has a single exon.